AUGUUGAAGCAAGCUGCCGGUGCUGGUGCUAUUUCACUCAAAGGUUCUUCCGAUAUUCUUGUUGAUUACUUCUUUUAUGCUGUUAACAGCAUUCUGUAUCAACGUGGAGUCUAUCCUGAGGCCUCGUUCAAGAAGGAUGUUCAGUAUGAAUUGAGCAUGUUAGUUGCCGCGGAUGAAGGCUUGAUUAAUUAUCUGAAGACAAUUUUAGCACAGCUGAAAGGAUCACUUCAGAAGCUCGUGUUAGUAAUCAAGUGUGUGAAGACGGAAGAAGUAUUGGAAAGGUGGCAAUUUAACAUCAUCUGCGAAACACCGGAUUCAUCUGGGUACGGUCUGUCUUUGUUCAUACAUACUCCUUGGCAGAGGUAA
Echinostoma caproni is the source of this 366-nucleotide messenger RNA. Lineage: Eukaryota; Metazoa; Platyhelminthes; Trematoda; Plagiorchiida; Echinostomatidae. The record is from the annotation of a GenBank genome assembly.